GGCCUGAAGCCCGUGUCAGUCACGCCGCUGAGCAGCCGCGGCGCAGGAGCGGGACGGAGGUCUGGGCAGUAGCCUGCUGGACGGGAGUCGCUCACUCGAAGGCAGGAACUUCUGCGGGGAAACCCCAGAGACUGUCUGAAUCUGGCCAGGACUCAGGAGCAAUGUCUCAGCAGUUCCUUUAUCGGGCACUGGUGUCAGCUAAGUGGCUCUCAGAAACCAUCAAGUCCCCUCAGGCUGGGCAGGCUGUGAAGAUCCUGGAUGCGUCGUGGUACCUCCCGAAGAUGAAGCGUGACCCCCGGCAUGAGUUUGAGGAGCGCCACAUCCCUGGUGCUGCUUUCUUUGACAUCGACCUAUGCAGCGACCGUAUGUCGCCAUAUGACCACAUGCUGCCCAGUGCAGAUGACUUUGCGGAGUAUGUGGGCAAGCUGGGUGUGGGGAAUGACUCCCAUGUGGUCGUGUAUGAUGCCAGCGAUCAGGGUCUCUUCUCUGCUCCCCGUGUCUGGUGGAUGUUCCGGGCCUUUGGGCACCAUGCUGUUUCUCUUCUGGAUGGUGGGCUGAAGAACUGGCAGCGGGAGGGGUACCCACUGAGCUCUGGCAAGAGCCGAGCAGUUCCUGCGGAGUUCAAUGCCUCCUUGGACAAGUCACUGGUGAAGACCCAUGAGGACAUAGAGGAGAACAUAGAGUCACAUCGCUUCCAGCUGGUUGAUGCUCGCUCUGCAGGGCGGUUCAGAGGGACGGAGGCAGAGCCCAGAGAAGGAAUUGAGCCUGGUCAUAUCCCUGGCUCCCUGAACAUCCCCUUCUUGGAUUUCCUCACAGAAGCUGGCUUUGAGAAGACCCCUGAAGCGAUCCGCAGCUUAUUCCAGGAGAAGAAAGUGGACCUCUCAAAGCCAGUGGUAGCCACAUGUGGCUCGGGAGUCACUGCCUGCCAUGUGGCCUUGGGGGCGUACCUCUGUGGCAAGCCAGACGUGGCUGUCUACGAUGGUGCCUGGGUGGAGUGGUACAUGCGGGCUCGGCCUGGAGAGGUCAUCUCUGAGGGCAGAGGCAAGACCCUCUGAAGCAACGCUUCUGUCCCUGCGGUGCAGACAGAUUGCCUUGGAACAGGCUUUGGGAGAUGGUCUUAGCCUUUCCUGUUUUAAAAUCAUAGUGGUAUUGAGUGAAGGUCUUGGGUGACAAAUCUAAACACAUGGUUCUAGCCCCUUCCUCCUACUCCCCUCCCCCUUCUUGCCUACAACCCAUUUUUCUGGGCAUGGAAGAUGCCUCUUUACAGCGUCUUAUUAGAGGGAGGAAGCACUUGUUAUGGGUUGGUGGAAUAAUUGAUUCAGGCUGGACUCAGCAGCUGGGAUGAUCCAUCCUGAUUAGACACUGAGUGAGGAAGAUGAGUGGAGGAGCAAUUUAGGUUUCUUCUCAUAGUUGGACUCUGAUUUGUUCUCAGCCAGUUCUGCAUCCACCAUUGUUCCUGGGGAACUUGAAAUCCUGUUUUUUUAAAAAAAGAAAGUAUCUAUUUAAAAGGUUAUAUAAUAAAAACAUUUAAUGAGUUUAAAGGUUUUUCUCCUGAACUGAGCCCAGGACAGUAUAGCUGGGGCUUCUCCUUCCCAGAUCACAGAGGCAUCUUGCUCUGUAUCCCUCCACAGGGAGUGUUUAGUUACCACAGCUACAUAUAUCCAGCAUACGUCUACAGUGGAGCUGGAGCGGGUGUAAGGUGUGAGCUGGUAUGACAUCGUGCAUCAACUAUGGGAGAGGGACUGAGAGACUUUUUCCAUUGGACCAUAUGAACUGGAACCAUAAACUCACUGAACAUUAAAUCCCACCAAAUGAGGGUAGAUCCAUCUCCAUCAUCGUAUCCACUCAUUAUACUCCACACCUGAACAUAACCAUUAUAUGGACAACAUACCCGCAUAUCUCAAUGUCUGUACUUUGACCGAUUAACUUUUACCACCAAUCGGGGAGAUUAUGUAUUCCUUACGCCACCCGUUCCUAAACCGAAUUUCACAACCCUUGAUAAUCUGUACCUUAUUCCCUGAUAACCAGAAACUUCUAUGCUUAAA
Chelonia mydas (Green sea turtle) is the source of this 2045-nucleotide messenger RNA. It is a transcript of the gene MPST, whose product is annotated as mercaptopyruvate sulfurtransferase. Gene Ontology annotation, cellular component: mitochondrion. NCBI's taxonomy places the organism in Eukaryota, Metazoa, Chordata, Testudines, Cheloniidae. Gene Ontology annotation, molecular function: thiosulfate-cyanide sulfurtransferase activity. The record is from RefSeq and is a predicted model, not a curated record. Gene Ontology annotation, biological process: transsulfuration. The coding region runs from base 162 to 1055 and encodes 297 amino acids. The transcript has 3 exons.